AUGGGUUCGCUUCAGCCAGGGGUUCAGAGACUGCGACGAGACCAGCCACUGGAGGACUUCGUACGGGCGCUUGAGCAGGAUGGAUGCGUCAUCGUCUCAGAUUUCACGACACCAGAAGUCGUCAGCAAAGCCAAUGCUGAAGUCCAACCUUUCUUGCACGCGCAGGGACUCCCGGGGGCAAAAGUCGGCGCCCUAGCAGGAAAGACGCAAACCGUCAACCGACUCAUCGGGAGGAGCAAGACAGUUCGGGAAAAGUUCUUCUCGGACCCGCUCUAUCAAGAGCUUUGCGAGCAUUUCUUGGCGAUGGAGACGACGGCGUGGUAUGGUGACGAAGCGAGGACGAACAAGAGCCACCCGUUGCUCUCGAUUGCGAUCACUUUCGACAUCCCCCCUGGUACGCCGGCUCAGGGUCUCCACCGGGACGACAAGAAUCAUCACGCCCGGCAUCCGCCUACCGACCGGUACUACAACAACCGAGAUAUGCUACUAGGCCUCUUUGUACCAGGCUGUGAUACGUUCAAAGCGAACGGCGCGACAAGAAUCGUCCCAGGCAGCCAUUUGUGGGGAGAUGACAAGCCUGACUUCUCCACAAUCUCAGUGACAGAUGCGGAGAUGAAUGUCGGAGAGGCUUUCAUUAUGCUCGGUAGCCUGUACCACGGGGCGGGCAGUUAUCCUGAGCCGCUUGGAAUCAACUCAGAGAGCGGCAGGGAAAGUAGGACAGUGCAUGCCAUGUUUUCCUGUUCUGGAGUGCAUCGGCAGGAAGAGAUCAGCUUCUUAUCGUAUCCAAUCGAGGAAGUGAAGACGUAUUCGAAACUGGUGCAGGACAGAUUAGGAUGGAAGCAAAGCGAGCCGAAUCUCGGCUGGGUAGAUCUCAGAAGCCCAGAAUUUAUGCUUGAAUGA
Messenger RNA from Cyphellophora europaea CBS 101466, 900 nucleotides. RefSeq lists its product as uncharacterized. Bases 1 to 900 code for a protein of 299 amino acids. Lineage: Eukaryota; Fungi; Ascomycota; Eurotiomycetes; Chaetothyriales; Cyphellophoraceae. The record is from RefSeq and is a predicted model, not a curated record. The transcript has 2 exons.